UUCACCUGUACUGACCUCACCUGGGCUGAACUUCCGCAAAGUAUCGCAACAGAAGAAGAAGAAGAAGAAGACGCCGAGCCCAGAACCGGACCCGAACCGGACCAGAACCAAGAUAUGGACGUGUCUCUGAGCGAUGAGCCGCUCCUGAAAGCAACCCUGAUAGUGAGCGGUGGUGGGACGGACGCAAAGCGAGACAAAGAUGAACCUGCGACCACGUUGGAGCCCGGGACGCUGCAGUGGCCGGAGGACAGAGAGAAGGGGACGGGGGGAGGAACAGACGGGGUCAUCGCGAAGUCAGACGCGUCCAGCUGGACGGAGAGCGAGCGGGGCCGCCGGAUGGAGAGGGCGGAGCUUACGGGUGAGGGGCGGGGCCAGCUGGAGGAGAACCGGCUUCCAGAGAAAGCUGCUCAGGUGUUCAGCCCGGCUGUCACCGUCCUCCCCUCCCCCGCCGCCUCCAGAGACACAGAGGCAUCCUGGGAAAUGGAAUCAGAGAGGAGUCCCUUCCUGAGCCCUCGCCAGGUGGACUACAACCAACAUGGCUACCAGUUUGACUUCCCUGAGGACACGCCCCCUUCCACCUAUAAAGGGAGAUGUUCAGGCAGAGAUGCACUGAAGCUAGGCGUCUCCUUGAUGACAUCAGCGCUGCUCUUCCCGUUCCUGGUGUGGGGGGGGUACGUCUUCCUGCCGUUCGACGCCCCCCCGCUGGACGGCGCUCCCCUCAGGCUGGUCUACACUCUGCGCUGCUCUGUGUUCGCCGCCGCUCCCGUUGUCCUCGGUUGGCUAGUCCUGGGCGUCAGCCGGCUCCGCUCCGGAUCCACUCAGCCGGUCGUUGAUGACGUCGUCAAGGAGGCGGAGCUUCAGGAAGUCUCCGUCCACCGACGCUUCAUCUCUGACUCCGCCUCCCUCUUCCUGAUCUACUUCCUGGAGCUGGUUGUCAUGGCAAUGUACCUGACCCAGGAGCAGCUGAAGCUCGUCCCCCUGCUGUCCAUCGUCUUUGCCUUCGGCCGGUUGGCGUACUGGCUGGCGGCGGCGUUCGGCAGCAGCCUCCGCGGUUUCGGCUUCGGCCUUUCCUUCCUGCCCAGCCUCGUCAUGAUGGCGGCCAACUUCUACUUCUUGUUCACGGUGGAGUCGGCGGGGUCGGUGUUCGGCGCCGCGCCGCCGCCGGACGAGGCGCUGCCUCCGUCCACAGGCAGACAGAGGUUCUGGGGAUGAUUUUCUCUCAGUAUGUUUAUGAACUGGAGAAACUGGAAGCUCCGCCCACUUCUUUCAGGUUUUCAGUUCUUUUGUAGGAAGGACACAACUUUCUAUUUUGUAAAUAUGGACUUUCAUUGAAUCAAUUUUUAUCAGCCAACUGUGCUCAUAGUUUGGGUUUGUAUAAAAUUCAUCAAAGGUUUCACAAUAAAAGCAUCAAUUUA
This is a messenger RNA of Poeciliopsis prolifica (blackstripe livebearer), 1415 nucleotides long. Its product is annotated as transmembrane protein 79-like. Gene Ontology annotation, cellular component: lysosomal membrane; trans-Golgi network membrane. The transcript is spliced from 5 exons. The coding region runs from base 115 to 1212 and encodes 365 amino acids. Gene Ontology annotation, biological process: regulated exocytosis. Lineage: Eukaryota; Metazoa; Chordata; Actinopteri; Cyprinodontiformes; Poeciliidae. The record is from RefSeq and is a predicted model, not a curated record.